Messenger RNA from Menidia menidia (Atlantic silverside), 1020 nucleotides. The record is from the annotation of a GenBank genome assembly. NCBI's taxonomy places the organism in Eukaryota, Metazoa, Chordata, Actinopteri, Atheriniformes, Atherinopsidae.
AUGAGCUGCGUUUUAGUGACGGGGAGAAAACUCGGAGGAGUUGGCAGGAAGGGCAGAGACCAAAUCGUUUGGUGGAGACUUGCUGUUUGGACUGACGUGGCAGCGAGGAAACGUCGGAAGCUUUCGGUGGUGGGACUGAAUGGAGCAGAGGAGAGCAGCAGCAAAGAGACGGCUGUUGGAGGACAAGAUUGGUUUGUGAAGACGGUACUGAUCGACGGGCUCAAGGUGGACCCAGGACAAGUCUUCUGCCUGCGGUGGAAUCCUGCCGACAACGGCUACGACGUUACGCUUCACAGCCAGGUUAUGUACGACCGUGUGCUAAUGACGUGCAAGGCAGAGUCUGUGCCCUUUUCCCUUUUCAAGGUGGAGCCUUUGGGACAGAGGAAUGUGCGGGUCAUCACGGUGCACAUGUACAACCCGUAUGGGAAGGUGGACAAGCCGGUGAAAUACCUGAGGGACAAUUAUGGUAUUUGGUCAGGUCGGCGACAGUUCCGAGUCCUCCUCGGAGAGGAUCCUGAGAGUGGGGAUGGCCUUCGACACCCUCCUGCCUAUUUUUCACUUGGAGGGGAAAGGGUUUUUUUGUUCUACUCGGGUCAACUGAGUUUUUGUAGGCAGUGUCGCUCGUUUGGACAUUUGGCGGCUGGCUGCACACUGAUCCGUUGCCGGAACUGUGGAGGGGAGGGACAUGGAGCAGCCUCAUGCAGUCAACCAAAAACCUGCAAUGGGUGUGGGAAAACAGGCCACCUUUUUAGGGUCUGCCCUUCUAGUGGCCGCACAUAUGCGGCUGUGGCAGGGGAGAGUCUGGGCCCAAGCCUGGGACCUUUGGUGGAGGAACCGCAGGAUGUCCAGGGGGUGAAGGGUGACCUCUCAGCAGGGAAGGCAGCUACGGCUGCUGAAGCUGAUCCAGAUGCGAAGGCCAUUCCGGCUAAUGGGGCCGAGGGAACUUUUAUUGGUAUGUACUCCACCUCCUGCUUAAUGACGACUCUGCUGGCCUGGCAUGCAAUACACUGGUUCACCUAA